UAAUUGUCCAUGGCACAUGUGCUUGUGAGUUUUUAUGGACGGUGUGCGAGACAAAAAGUGAGCAAAAAACAUGAAAAGCAAAAUGUUUAGAAAUACCAAUUAACUUUUUUAUGUCGCCUCUUUUUGAGUUUUUUGAUGUCACUGGCAAAACAAAGUCACAUGUGAGAGCUGUGUUGGGCGGUGGGUUGGAUUUAAUUAGGACAUGAGUCUUAAAGAUGAAGAUGACAGCUAACGUUGUAUUGGUCUAAAGUGACGAGCUGUCUGAACUGGGCUCUUAUCCGUUCCUAAAGCCUCCAGAUGUCAGACGGUUCAAACACGCCAGCUCGUUCUCUAAAGCCUGAUUGAAGAUGCGAGUCCACCAUGAGACCUCCUCGUCCUGUAUUAAUCGCUAUAGGAGAACAGGUCAGGGGUCAGGCGUGUGAGAGGAAGAGGACGGGCGUGGUCCGGGAGCGAAGGGGUUUCGGAAAGUGACAGAUGUACUUGUGAGGAUUAGAAGCAAAGCUGCUGCGUUUGUGAUGUGAGAAAGAAGGACGACGGAGAGAAAGUGGAAGACAUCAUCGGCUGGACUGAAGACCACAUCUGUCCCUUCAGGUGAGUUCACCUUUUCACAUUCUUGUCGAUGAUGAGCGACCAUGUGUCCAACUUGACUGGACACAGUCUUUUCAUACCAGCAAUUUUUAAAGAUGAUUGUUAGAUUGAAAUGUUUCAUUUAAAGAGUGAAGAUUAUUUUCUGUAAUGGAGGUGAAAGUUACAUGUGACAUUUCAUUUUUGGCUCAAACAUCUUCGGUUUAAGUUGUCAAACAUGAGCAUUGCUGUUUUAUUGUCUAAAAUGUGUAUGCACUUCUAUUGGCUUACAUCGCCAACUAGUGGUCUGGCAUGCACAUUACCAUUAGGGGUGCAGCGUACAGUAUUGAUUUUCCCUACGGAACAUUUGGAAUGGUGCAGAGGAACACUGAAUUGCCACAUUAAAUAAGGAGCAGUAAGUGUACAUACUAGUACUUAGUUGUACUUCUACAAGAAAAAUAUUAUAUUUUUUAUCCGCAAGUACUGCAAUUCUACGAGAAAAGUUAUACUACUAUAAAAAAAAGAAUUGUUUUAUGUGUAAAUACUGCAAUUGUACGGGAAAAAAGUUUUCCUCCUGAGAAAAAAAGAAUUGUUUUUCUGCAUAAAUACUGCAAUUGUAAGAGAAAAAAAGUUGUACUUCUCUUGAGAGGAAUAUUUUAUUUAUUAAGGCUGUGAAGCCUCGGGCACCACAUGAUUUGAUUUGAUUCUUGGUGGUAACGAUUCGAUUCAGAAUUGAUACUCGGUUUAAAAAUAUUCUUGAUUCAAAAUUUAUAUUUUUUAAUAACAUUGAGUGCUAGUUCUAUGAUUAAAAGUCAAAUAGAAAUAAGGCAACUGGAGAAGUAUCCUGCACUUAUUUCUUCUAAAGUAAAACUGUCCAGCAGAUAUGAGCAUCUACAUCUACAAUAUGAUUUGCCUUAGUGGCCGGACAGGACAGAUUAAAAAAAAAAAAUUAAAAUUGACUUUUGAUUUUUUUUUUUUUUUUAAUCGAUUAGAAUCACUACAAAAAGGAAUUGCGAUUCAUUCGAAAAUCUUGUUUUUUUUCACCAUAAUUUCAUGAGAAAAAAAUUUGUCUCUUGAGAGAAAAUGAUCGUUAUUUUUCACGAAUACUGCAUUUUACCAAAAUAGUUGUCUUUGAGAGAGAAACAAGUUUUAUAUUUGCAAAUACUGCAAUUUUACAAGAAAAAAGUUGUAUUUCUACAAGAAAGAAAAUACUAAAAUUUUAGGCAAGGCAACUUUAUUUGUAUAGCACUUUUCAUACACAAGGCAGACUCAAAGUGCUUCACAGCACAACAUGUGGUACAACAAAGUGAAAUGAAAGAAAAUAAAAGCAAAAUUAAAAUGCAGACAAUAAAAAAUAAAGACAGUGCGGACGUUAAAAGUUAAAAGAUUAAAAGAUCUAGCUGAAAGCUAAGGUGAACAUAAAAGUUUUCAGUCUAGUUUUAAAAGUAGUCAGAGUUGGGGAAAGUCUGACAUCUUCAGGAAGUUUAUUCCAGCUAUUUGUUGCUUAGUGACUGAAUGAUGCUUUCCCUUGAUUUGAGUUUACUCUGGGAACUGCUAACAGAUUGGUCUCAGAAGAUCUUAGUGAUCUGGAGGGCUUAUAUAGUGGGAGCAUAUCGGUGAUAUACUUCGGCCCCAGACCAUGUAGUGAUUUAUAUGUGAGCAGGAGGAUUUUGAAAUCAAUUCUCUGAUGUACAGGGAGCCAAUGUAAGGAUUUAAGAAUUGGUGUAAUGUGCUCACAUUUUUUGGUCUUUGUUAGAACUCUAGCAGCAGCGUUCUGAACCAGCUGUAGCUGCCUGACAGUGUUUUGGGGAAUACCUGCAAGGAGACCAUUACAAUAGUCUAGCCUACUGGUAAUAAAGGCAUGUACAAGUUUUUCUAAGUCUUAAACUGACAUGAGCCCUCUAAGUCUUGUUACAUUUUUGAGGUGAUAGUAGGCCGAUUUUGUUACUGAUUUGAUGUGACUGUCGAAAUGUAAAUCAGAAUCUAAAAUAACCCCAAGAUUUCUGGCUUUAUUUGAGGUUUUCAGGGACAGUGAUUGAAGGUGUUGGAUGACUUUAAACCGUUCUUUUUUAGCACCAAAAACAAUUAUCUCAGUUUUAUCUUCAUUUAGUUGUAGGAAAUUUUGGCAUAUCCAGUGUUUGACUUGCUCAAUGCACUGGCACAGAAAAUCUAUGGGGCGAUAGUCAUUUGGUGAUAGCGCUACAUAGAUUAGGGUGUCAUCAGCAUAGCAAUGAUGGUCAAUGUUAUUUUGCAUGAUUUGUCCUAGUGGGAGCAUAUACAUGUUAAAUAAAGUUGACCCCAAGAUUGAACCUUGGUUCUGAUACAAAGUCACCAAUGGAAACAAAAUAGUUCCUAUUCUGUAGAUGUGACUUGAACCAGCUUAAAACUGUACCUGAGAUCCCCACCCAGUUUUCCAACCUGUCCAAAAGUAUUGAGUGGUCGACAGUGUCAAAUGCAGCACUGAGGUCCAAUAGCAUUAAUACUGAAGUUUUGCCAGAGUCUGUGUUUAGACGGAUGUCAUUUAUAACUUUAAGAAGGACCGUCUCUGUGCUAUGAAGAGGUCGAAACCCUGACUGGAAGUUGUUGUGGCAGCCAGUAGAAGCCAAGAAGUGAUUUAGUUGUUGGAGGAUAACUUUCUCAAUUAUUUUACUUAUGAAUGGUAGAUUUGAAACUGGUCUGUAGUUGUUGAUAACAGAGGCAUCUAGGCUCCACUUUUUUAGAAGAGGUUUAAUGACUGCAGUUUUGAAAGCCUUCGGGAAAUUGCCCAAUUGAAUAGAAUUAUUAACUAUUUGCAAUACGUCUUUUGAUAGGCAGUCAAAAACAUUCUUAAAGAAGUUGGUAGGUAAAACAUCAAGGCAGCAGGUGGAUGACUUUAGAGCUGUCACCGUUUCUACUAGAGUUUUAGAGUCUAUGGCAUUAAAGCUUGCCAUCAUUGCUGUGUUACUUUUGUCUAAAUGGGGUGGUGAUCCAACUUUUUUGCUUGAGAUAUUGAUGGCGCGUCUGAUGCCUUCAAUUUUAUCACUAUAAAAGAAUGCAAACUCAUUGCAUUUCUGCGUGGAAUGAGUUCGGCUGGUAUUUGUGUUGGGGGGUUGGUCAGUCUGUCAACGGUUGCGAAUAGGGUUUUGCACUCUCUUCUCUGGGCUGUUACAACAGUAGAUUUUCUCCAGGGUGCCUUUUGCUUACCAGGUGCUUUUAGGUGAAAAAAGUACUACAAGAGAAAAGGCAAUCAUUUUUCUUAAGAAAUACUGCAAUUUUCCGGUCAAAAAUGUGCACUACAAAAAAAUUGCAGUGUUCUUGCAUUAAAAAAAUAUUUUUUCAAAGUACAUAUGUGCAAAUACUGCAAUUUCACAAAAGACAUUUUUUAUGUGCUAAUGCUGCAAUAUUACAAGAAAAAAAGUUGAUGUUUGCUUGAGAAAAACAUUGUUUUAUGGGCAAAUGCUGUAAAUUUAUGAGAAAACAGAUGUACUUCUACAGGAAUAAGUUAUUGUUUUUAUGUGCUAAUACUGCAGUUUUACGAGAAAAAAUUUUGUCCCUCGCUUGGAUUUUUUUUUUAUGAGCAUAUACUGUAAUUCUACAAAAAAAAAUUGUAUUAUGAAAAGUUUUUAUAAGCAAAUAACUGCAAAAAAAGUACAUCUACAAGAAAAAGUAAUUGUUUUUAAGUGCAAAUACUGCAAUCUUAUGAGAAAACAGUUGUAGUAUGAAAGCAGUAAUUGGUUUUACGUGCCAAUACUGCAAUUUUACACCAAAAAGUUGUACCAUGAAAAAAGUAAUUGUUUUUAUUGGCAAGUACUGCAAUUUUCCGAGAAUAAAGGUUAUACAAACAAGUGGAAAAGUAAAUGUUUAGAAAAGCGAAUACUGUACUUUUACGAGAGAAAAAUUGUAUUACAAAAAUUAUUGUUUUUAUGCGCAAAUACUGCAAAAAAAAGUUGUACUUCUACAUAAAAAAUAAUUUGUUUUUCAGUAUAUGCAAUACUGACAUCAUACAAAGAAAAACAAUGUACCUCAAAGAGAAACAUUUUUUUAUGGGUAAAUACUGCAAUUUUAUUAGAAAAAAAUUAUGCUAAGACAUGAAAACGUAAUUGUUGAUGUGAGCAAAUUCUGCAAUUUUACUAGGAAAAAUUGCAGUAUAGUUUUUAUGUGCAAUACUGAAAAUAAACAAGGAACAAAGUUGCACUUUUAAGACAAAACAUUUUAUUAGGGAAAUCAUUUAUAAAGUAAAAAAUUACUUUGAUGAGAAAAAGUCAUCUUUUAAUCUACAAACACUUAAAUUUUACGAGGAAAGGAGUAGCCAUGUCAUGAACAAAAUCUGGAUUUUUCUAGAAAUUAUUGGGAUUUUACAAUAUAUAAAUGUCAUAAAAUUGUACAAAAAGAGCCAAUUAAAAACACAUAAUCUAUGACUGUUUUUAUUAGUGUGUGUCGUUUGCUAAAAUGUCUUUGUUUAGGAUUACACAAAACUCACCAGACGCAUGUUAAACUCUACCUUCUACCUGCUUGGUCAUUUGACUUCAUGAUGUUUGUGUUCCUGGUUCAGGUGGUGGUCCUCACACGGAGACAAAGACCGGGUGAGAUUAAAACGGAUUACGAGGCACAGAGGUGGUUUUGAGACUCAAUCCGCCGGCGAGGAAGUACAGGAGCAGGCGGGUCUUGUGCUGAUUAAUUGCGGCGAGCGGAGGAUAAGACUUAGACGUUUAUCUUCAUCCCUGGGAAGACACGGUGGUCACAGAUGUGAGCGUCAGGAUGGGAUAGUUUGUGCGUUCCAUAAGGCCAGAAUGUGCCGGAAGAACAGAGCGAAGCUGGGCUGCUUUCUUCCCGCCUCCAACCUCUGGCCCGCACAUCUGGAUCUUUGAGUGAUUAAAUCUUCAUCUUCCUCCACGCUGCCCGACCCCUUGACCUCCGCUCAUCCACUGUUCUCCUAGCCACGCCCCCUUUCCUCCAUCGUUACACACAUCCUCUUUUUUACUUCCCCUCUGACCUUUGCUCCACUUCUCAAACAUUCCUAAUCCCCUUUCCUCGCUCUCCUACUCUUCACGCUCGCAUCCCUCACCAUGUCGGCCAAGUCAUCAACACGUCUCUCCUCCCCGCUCUGAUUUUUUUGCCCACGGUAGCACGAAGCCUACCGCCCCCCCGCCACCGCCACCCUGACUCCUCUGAGCCUCAUCCAGGACCGCCGCCCGGGCCGCCAUGUUGGAGAAGAUGUCCAGACGCAACCGGUCGCUGCUGUCGUUGUCGCUGACCUCACUGGCGCUCACCUUGUCCGUGUCGGCCUUCUGCACGUCCUAUUGGUGCGAGGGGACCCACAAGGUGGUCAAGCCGCUCUGCCUGUCGCCCGUCAAGAUGAAGAACUGCGGUCAGAACAACAGCCAGCCCUACACUACAGAGGCACCCACGCCGGACCCCAGGAACCCACCCUCCAAUGUGACGCUGACGCCCAGGCAGAAGGAGGAGUUGGCCAUCAUCAGGAGGAAGCAGCUGGCCAACGCCGUCCACUACAUCUGGGAGACGGGAGAGGACAAGUACAUGCUGCGCUACUUCCACACCGGCUUUUGGCUCUCCUGUGAGAAGCACAACGAAGGUGAGGACCAGGAAGAAAAGUGUCGCAGUUUCAUCGAGCUGACGCCAGGAGAGACUCAGGGCGUCCUGUGGCUGUCGGUCAUCAGCGAGUUCAUGUACAUCGGCCUGCUGGCCAUGGGCUUCCUGCUCAUGUGGGUGGAGGCCAUUUGCCUGUGUGCCAAGAGGGAGAUGAACGCCCUCAAGAUCAAUGCCUAUGCCGCCAUGUGCACCGUGCUGUCAGGCCUGAUGGGCAUGAUGGCCCACAUGAUGUACACCACCGUCUUUCAGAUGACCGUCAGCAUCGGCCCCAAAGACUGGAGACCUCAGACGUGGGACUACAGCUGGUCCUUCGCCAUGGCGUGGCUGUCGUUCAGCUGCUGCAUGGCGGCCGCCGUGGCCACGCUCAACUCCUACACCAAGACACUCAUUGAGAUGAAGCACCGUGCUCGCUUGCGGUUGGAGGAGGCCCGCGCCACCGCCCGCGCCCCUUCCUACGAAGAUGUGGUUCGAGCGGGUGGUGGGGUCUACUCCGUCAGCCAGCUGAUCCAGCUGGGCCAGCAGGGGGCACUCAUGGACCCCCUUUGGCCGCGGGGAGUGGGCCCGGCCGUCGGGCCACUGGCCUGCAGUGCAGGCGGGGCACUGCUCAUCGGUGGCGGAGGGAUUGGAGUCGGCGGAAUGGGAGCCAUCGCGAUAGGAUCAGGGGGACCUUUUGGGGAGCAGCCUGUGGGAGACCCUCGUGGCUUAGUUGUGGUGGAAGGGUGCGGUAUCGACGGCUGCGAAGACUGCGAGAGAGAGCUGGAUGACAUGGACUACGCUAUGCAGGAGGAGAGAGAGGAUUCGCUUUGCUAGCACUUCUUCUGACACCUGCUGGCUUGGGGUGAUACCAUGGCUCUCACAUGCUAGCUGCUUAGUAGCAAACUUUUCAGCCACACUGGAGCAAACAGGUGUGCUGCUUUGUAGCAAACAUGCUAGCUUAUUUGUAAGAAACAAGCUAGCUGAUUUGUCGCAAAAAUGUUAGCUGCUUUGUUGCACGCUCAGGUGAGCUUAAGGUUGAGCGUUCAAGCAACAUGAACAGGUGAGUACUCUCUACCGGAUCAGGUUUUGGGGAUUUGUGGGUUAAGGACUUGGGAAGCAGUGACUCACUUGUGUUGUAUGGAUGAUUCUUUCUGGCAGUGUAGUUUUUUUUAAGUGUAUUUAUGGAUUGAAGUAUUUCAUAGUGCCCCCAAAUCCUAACUAAUCUGCAGUGUGAACAAUGUGUGGACUUUUGUUGAGAGUAUUUUGCUAUGCUGGAGGAUUAAAGGGCUAUUGUGUGAGAGUUUGCACAUUGUAGACAGUGCAUUGAAUUGAUCUAUAUGCACAUGCUGGUGUACAUUUUGUGAACAUAUAUCAGGGAUUAAAGAGCAGGACAUAAAAUAAAACAUUUUUCUUUAAAUAGCAAACAUGCAAUAUUCCCUUGUGUAACUUCAGGAUUUGUCCAAGUUGAAGCAUUUAAUGAAAGAAUGAAAGCUUUGGACCUGAGACAGAUGCUCUGCUCAAGCUUAUUGGAAUAAUCUGCACGCAGGCCGUGAUUGACAGACAAACAAGGUCACCGUGUGCUAUGUGGCCACUAAUUACAAGUAGAAGGUAGAAUUAUACAACACUUUACAAACAUAAAGAAACAAAGGGUUAACGUGGUCCAUGAGAAAGAUGUGAAAUAAAACCGCAGAUAAGACACAAUGCAUCUGUUUUGCGUGAGCGAAGGAAAGAAAAACAAAUGUCGCCAUCUGUAGGCACACGCCACAAAGGUAAAAAGAGAAAAAAACAAAAGAGAAACCUGUCUGGACUUCAAAAUCCUCUUAAAAUGUCAAGACUUUACUCAAACGUCACACUGUUGGGAGGUACCUCAUUGGGUACACCAGCUCGUAGAAAAAUAUUAAUAAUCACUAAAUAACUACUGGCACAUAAGCAACAAGUUCCCCACACUUUGUCGAAAACCCAUGAGUUCAUCUCUGUUUUUUCAUGCAAGUAUGAGGAUUGAAAAACUGCAUUAUCC
Molecule: messenger RNA, 8146 nt
Organism: Nerophis lumbriciformis (worm pipefish)
Lineage: Eukaryota; Metazoa; Chordata; Actinopteri; Syngnathiformes; Syngnathidae
Product: germ cell-specific gene 1-like protein
Cellular component (GO): plasma membrane
Source: RefSeq, a predicted model, not a curated record